CGGUGCGCCUUGGGAGCCAGAGCCCGGCGUCCCCCUGGUUGCUCUGGAGUCGGGUCGCGUGGCCGCCUGCCCGCUCGCCUCCUGCCAUGGGGAGCACCGAGAGCAGCGAGGCCCGAAGGGUGUCCUUCGGAAUGGACGAAGAGGAGCGGGUCCGGGUGCUGCAGGGCAUCCGGCUGUCCGAAAACGUGGUUAACCGCAUGAAGGACCCCAGCCAGCCCUGCAAAGCUGGGGGGCCAGCUCCGUCUCCUGCCCCUUCACCGUCUACACGUGGCACCUCUGAAGGCCCGCAGAAAGACUCCAAACCGCCCAGCUCCGAGUCUGGUGGUGGCCGGCAGCCCCCGGGCGGGGAGGACGAUUUCCUCAAGAGGUACAAACAGGAGCAGGCCAGGGUCCAGGAUGAGCUGUUGCAGGUGGUGGCGAGGGAGAGAGAGGCGGUCGCGGAGCACAGGAGUGCGUCCAUGCAGCGCGGGGAAGGCAGCGGUGACCAGGAGAAGCAGAAGUCCCCCCCGCUGGCCAGGGAGCUGGAGAGCCGGGAGGCAGAGCUGAGGCGGCGGGACGCCUUCUACAGGGAGCAGCUGGGACGCAUCGAGAAGAAGAAUGCGGAGAUGUAUCAGCUGUCUUCACAGCAGUUCCACGAGGCAGCUUCAAAAAUGGAGGGCGCCAUAAAGCCCCGGAGGGCGUAGGCCACAGUGCUUGCGGGGCGGAGAAGGCAAAGGGC
Molecule: messenger RNA, 718 nt
Organism: Hyaena hyaena (striped hyena)
Lineage: Eukaryota; Metazoa; Chordata; Mammalia; Carnivora; Hyaenidae
Gene: CHCHD6
Product: coiled-coil-helix-coiled-coil-helix domain containing 6
Exons: 7
Coding region: 87-683 (198 amino acids)
Biological process (GO): DNA damage response; cristae formation
Cellular component (GO): MICOS complex; mitochondrion
Source: RefSeq, a predicted model, not a curated record